CUCUCUACAACCUUUUCAGCAAUUUUUUUCCUAUAAAUUAUAACACAAUAACGACAAACGUAGAAGGCUGGUAACUAUACAGAGCAGCAAUAAUUGCAAUGUCUCAAUAACUGCGGCUAAUGAUAUCGGCUCUAAAUCACGAGACGUGGUGCAGUUAACAUAUUAUCUAAGAAUAAGCGAUUUAAUUUGCAACAUAAAGGUUUGAAAUUCACUAAAAAUAUUUUUUAGUAAGGGCAAAUCAGCAUUCGAAUAAUGAUAAAUUUUAAUUAAUAAAUUGAAAAUAUCUCGUAAAAGAAACGACAAAAUAGUACUGAUUCCCCGCCCUGUCUCUUUUGCGCCUAUACACUGAUGAUAGUGACACGGAUAUAGUGCAGUAGCACUACGGAUACUACAUGCGCUUUCUUAUUUGGCAUCUCACUACAAGUUACAUGCAUGCAUACUCUUCUAAAUUAGUCAUAUCAUCUCUCUCUAUAUAUAUAUAUAUAAAUAUAUACAAGCACACACAUCCAGCUCGUUAACUUCUACAACAUACCUUCUAGCUGGCCCUUCCCCUCUAGCUGGAGCUGCUUUAUAAAAGAAGUGCAUGCAUAGAGGAUUCAUCAAUGGGAGCUAACCCACCAUGUGCAUCGUGCAAGCUGCUGAGGAGGAGGUGCGGUAAGGACUGCAUAUUCGCGCCCUACUUCCCUUCGGACGACCCCCACAAGUUUGCUCUCGUCCACAAGGUCUUUGGCGCUAGCAAUGUCAGCAAAAUGCUGCUGGAACUCCCAGUUCACCAGAGAGCGGAUGCAGUGAGCAGUCUCGUAUUUGAGGCAGGAGCGAGAGUCAGAGAUCCAGUUUACGGGUGUGUUGGCGCGAUCUCCCACCUGCAGAAUCAAGUGUCUCAGCUAAAGAUGCAGCUCGCGGUAGCUCAAGCCGAGAUAUUGUGCAUCCGAAUGCAGCAAGAGGAAGCCUUGGCAUCAUUAUUGCCGCGUACUAUCACGGAUCAACCUUCGCAGCAUCAGAAGUCAUUUACUCUCCACAGCAGCAACGGUGUCAAUGUCCUCCCUCAGUUCAUCAAUGGCGACUUUGGAUCCGAUAAUAUUUCUAGCAAUAACUUCGGCAUGGUUAUUCAGGAUUACUGUCUCGAGGCCCAAAGGGCAAUGUUGGAUCGACAGUAAUCAGAUCAGAGAUGAAACCUAAAAUAUAAGUUUUUGCUAAUUAAUUAACAUUGUUCCCUCUCCUGUGAGGUAUUUGCUUUUGUUCUUUUGUUGGAAGACAACGUAAAAGCAAUAGUACUUUAUAUAGUCUCUUGACAAAGUCGCAAAGGUUAUUGAGAAUUCAAUAUUGUCCGAACCAAAAUAAAAUCGACAAAAGAUAGCGAUGCGAAAUUGUAAAGCCGAAA
Punica granatum (pomegranate) is the source of this 1381-nucleotide messenger RNA. The record is from RefSeq and is a predicted model, not a curated record. NCBI's taxonomy places the organism in Eukaryota, Viridiplantae, Streptophyta, Magnoliopsida, Myrtales, Lythraceae.